AUGGCGGACGGUACGCCCACCGGUACGCCCACACUCGAUCAGUUUCUCGCCGAACUCCAGCGCAUCAUUUGUGAACAGAAUGGCGCCCAGUUGCAGGAUUACCUAGUAAUAGAGCCCCCAUACCGACAGCUGUACACUGCAAUGAUUGCGGAGAUAAGGCAGCGCUACCCAAAAGGCAAGGAGGACGAGUUGGAGGGGAAGUGUAGCGCAGCGCUUCCGGAGGCGCGGGAAGGCGCAGACGGUAGUCCAUGGACUGCCUUCAUCAAGUUCAUAACACAGUACUUCGCAUUCAUACGAGAUGUGAACGUCGAAAAUCUCCUAGAGACAUACAACCAACUAAGCGAGCUCGUUCAAAAGUGCAACAGCGCACUCGGUCAUCCAUCUCUUGGUAUCGUCAUCCUGCCAACGGUUAUCGCAUACUCUCGUGUCCUCGCAAGGCUCGCGAUAGGCCUUGACAAGAGACCAGAGCUCAUUGCGCACCUCACCAAGCAAUCCUCCGACGACAGCGGAGUCCGCGAAACCCUUCCCGAACGGGCCGCGAAUAUCCUCCGCCAGGCCUUCGUCACAUGUCUAAACGAUCGAACGGGCACAGCAUCCGGCGUUCGAGACGGCAAGCCGGACGGCAAGAAAGUCGGUAUCUACACGAUCGCGAACCUCUGCCUCAAAAUCCUCUUCCAGUGCCGCAAGACGCGUAACGCCGAGCAGAUCUUCUCCAACAUCUACAACCAGUCCCCGCCGCUCUCAAUCUACCCGCGCCCAGAGCGCAUCACCUACCUCUACUACCUCGGCCGCUUCCUCUUCUCCAACAACCACUUCUACCGCGCACAGCACGCGCUGCAAGCCGCGUACGACCAAUGUCCGCCUCACCGCCUGAAGCAGCGUCGCCUCAUCCUCAUCUACCUCGUCGCAUCCAACAUCAUCCUCGGCCGCUUCCCCUCGGCCGCUCUCUACUCACAGCCCGAAGCCCUCGGCUUCGCGGAGCGCUUCGCCCCCCUCUGCCGCAGCAUCGCGCGCGGCGACCUCGCGACCUUCCGCCGCCUAACCGACCCCAAAAACGAGCACGCGUCCUGGUUCCUGCACUACCGCAUCUUCCUGCAGCUGAAGAACAGAUGCGAGGUGCUAGUCUGGCGGUCUCUGAUCCGCAAGACCUUCGUGCUCGCGGGCCAGCAGGGCGAUGCGCAGGCUCGGAAGGCCCCGACGCUGGAUCUCGGGUACGUGCUGCAGCUGGCGCAGAUGCUGGAGCAGAAGGCGCUGAGUCCGCUGAGCCAGUUGGAUGGCGGGCCGGGCCGGAGACACACGAACUGGAUCUUUAUGGAUAGGGAGCCGCCGGCGAGCGCGCGGUAUGUUGAUCCCGAUUUUGCGGGGACGGAGGAGGGGAGGCCGGAGGUGCUGCUGCCGGAUAUGCUGGAGGUUGAGAGCAUAGUGGCGAGUCUGGUUGACCAGGGGCUUCUGAAUGGGUUCAUCAGCCAUAGGCAGUUGCGGUUUGCGAUCCAGGGCGCGAAGAGGAAGGGCGCGCUGCCGGCAGGGUUUCCGAAUGUGUGGGAGGUUGUUAAGGGCCGGUGUGAUGAGGAGGUGCCUGGUUGGAAGAAGGACCCGCCACGCGGUGCGGUCGGUGCCACUGCUGGGAGAAUUGCGGCGGGAGGCUUUGGGCCGGGUAUGGUGGUCAACCUGAGUGGUGCUAGGCCUGUUGGCGCUGUGCCUUGA
Molecule: messenger RNA, 1704 nt
Organism: Coniosporium apollinis CBS 100218
Lineage: Eukaryota; Fungi; Ascomycota; Dothideomycetes
Exons: 2
Coding region: 1-1704 (567 amino acids)
Biological process (GO): transcription elongation by RNA polymerase II; poly(A)+ mRNA export from nucleus; post-transcriptional tethering of RNA polymerase II gene DNA at nuclear periphery
Cellular component (GO): transcription export complex 2
Molecular function (GO): RNA binding; double-stranded DNA binding
Source: RefSeq, a predicted model, not a curated record